Messenger RNA from Klebsormidium nitens, 2470 nucleotides. The record is from the annotation of a GenBank genome assembly. Lineage: Eukaryota; Viridiplantae; Streptophyta; Klebsormidiophyceae; Klebsormidiales; Klebsormidiaceae.
GCUGCAUUUGUACACACGCCCACAGGCUACCGCGAGAGACGGGGUAGGACCGUACAGGGAGGUUAAAAUUGUAGUGCAGGUCAUCCAAGAUGGGGUCGCACGCUUUCUUUUGAUACUGGUACUUCCAAGUUCCUUCCUUGUGGAAAUCGGUUGAAACAUCGACACCGACAAUCCCCUCAUCUCCUUCUCAUUGAUGGCCCUAAUAGAAUUCACAAACCUUACUUCACGGUCCUCGCAAGCAAAGUGGUGACUCGGGUAGUUUGACUUGAACUGAUAUCACUUUUGCCCUAAGAAGAAGCAAGAUUUUUCCUGCAAACACCAACUACUACUUCCUAGCCCGCACAGAACAUAAUGCCGGCCCCGGCGCCCCCAUCCUCUCUGCCUCUGUCCGACCAAAUGAAUGGCAAUGGGGCUGCCCAGCCUAAAGCCGGGACCCCGGAGGGUGUGCAUGCAACGGGGCAGCCUGACACGCCCAUCGAGGUGAUCACCGAUCUGCUGCAGAGAGCAAUGACGGGCAACUCUGUUGAAGAGGUCAAAGGGGCAGUGCAGAAGGCGCUGGCAGUAGCUGGGGGGCUGGAUCCCUACUUGGAAAAAGUAUCUAGCAAGCCAAGCGAGUUAAUCAACGAGCUAAUUACAGCUUCAAUGAACGCCCCGUGGAGCGACUUCCAUGCCCAGGGCAAGACCAUCUUCAAGCAGAAGAAGGAGUGCUGCGCGGGCUCCCUGGAGGGCCAGUUUCUGAGAUCUUUGGUCCAGCUGACACAUGCCACGUCCGUAUUGGAAGUGGGCAUGUUCACGGGGACCAGCACGCUCGCCAUGGCCCAAGCACUGCCCGAUUUUGGCAAGGUUUAUGCACUUGACAUCGAGCCCUUCCUCAAAGAGUUCACUGCCCCCUACUUCGAAAAGUCUGGCCUACAGAACCGCAUUGAAGUGGUGGUAGGCCCUGCCAAUGAGUCCAUUGAGAAGCUGGCCCAGCGGGGGGUGCGCUUCGACAUUGCUUUCCUGGAUGCGGAUAAGAGCGGCUACCUGGGCUACUACAAGCAGCUCAUGGACAAUGACCUUAUUGUGCCCGGGGGCAUUGUGGUCGUUGACAAUUCCCUUAUGAAGGGCCGGGUGUACGCCCCGUCCGAAGAGGACGAAAUGGCGGACGCGAUUCGGGAGUUCAAUGAGUACGUCAGCAACGACCCUCGAGUGGAGGUGGUGGCCAUCCCGCUCAGGGACGGCAUCAACAUCGUCACACGCCGGCCCGUGAAGGGGGACGAAAUCGUGACGGGGGUGGGAAGCUCCAACAUCUUGCAGCGGUUCAAGCUGGUCAGCAAGGUCGCGCUUAUCACAGGGGCUGGGCAGGGUAUAGGCCGCGCGUUUGCGCACGCUCUCGGGGAGGCCGGCGCGGCGGUGGCUGUGGUGGACAUCAAUAAAGGCAAAGCCGAGGAGGUGGUUGCGGAGCUGCGGGGCAAGGGCAUCCGCUCGAUCGCCAUCCAGGCGGACGUAACGCAGAAGAAGGACUGCAAACGGAUGGUCGACGAGACGGUGGCGGCCCUGGGCGGGCUGCACAUCGCCGUGAACAACGCGGGAAUCAACCGGAACGCGUCGGCAGAGGAGACGUCCGAGGAGGACUGGGACGCCACCUUCUCGCUCAACACCAAAGGCGUUUUCAUGUCCUGCCAGGCGGAGGGCGAGGUAUUCCUGGCGCAGAAAUACGGCAAGAUCAUCAACACGGCGAGUAUGGCGACGCUGCUGGUGCCGCACCCGCAGAAGCAGAUCGCGUACAACUCAUCCAAAGCGGCGGUCGUGAAAAUAACGCAGACGCUCGCGUGCGAGUGGGCGGACCGGGGGGUCAACGUCAACUGCAUCUCGCCGGGGAUCGUGGAGACGGCGCUCAUCAUGGAGUCCCCAACUCUGAAGCCCCUGGUGUCGGAGUGGCUGUCCCAAAUCCCCAAGGGCCGCCUCGCAUCAGUCGCAGACCUCCAAACAGCCAUUGUGUACCUUGCUUCGGAUGCUAGUAACUACAUGGUCGGGCACAACCUCGUCAUCGAGGGCGGUCAAAGCUUGUGGUAGUCGUAGGGAGUGUGAAUAGAAAUACGGAGGCAAUACAGUUAGGACAGUCAGAUAUAAUGAGCUUUCAUUGACUCUCAGGAACUGGGAACGAACCGAGUUUUCAUUUUGGCCUGCGCGUCGCGCCUUUUUUUAGGCCGGCUUUGAAGGAAGCACCUUUUUCUUUUGCUGCAAAGCCAUUCGUUGUCCAUAUUAUACCAAUAAAAUGCUUGGAUCCUCCAGGAAAUUGGCCAGAGGAACAUCGCUCGAACAGUCUUACACCCAGGCACUUUCUUUUCCCGAUGGCUGUAUCCGCCAAUUGGUGUGGAGUGUCGUUUGAAGACGUAGGCAGACGAUUGUAGCCAUGGAGUAAAAAUAACAGGGCGCCUUCGAAAAGAUAUACCAUCGGCGACCACUUUAGUAGUAUCAUGAUUAUGGU